AGUGGCUUGAGAUCCUGCCUAUGAUUCAGAAGAUGGAGAAUAAUUUUCCUUCUGAUGAAUAGCAUUAUUGACUUAUGGAGGAUCCCCAGCUCCAUGUCUAUGGUACUGGACAUGACCUUUGCCAUUAUACUUGGAGUGGGGAUCUUUUACCUACUAAUCCCUUUCCUGAAGGAGUAUCCAGAGUCACCACCAUCUGGGAGCAAAACAAACAUCCGAAAGGUGGUGAAGAUGGGGCAGAGGAAGGCCAGUAAGGAAACUGCUACUUUAACAGGUUACAGAAACUUCCAAAAGAAUGCACAGGAUGCCCAGAAUGCAAUAUGGCCUGUGGAAAGCCCAACUCAGUAUCAUUUACUGGACUCCUCUCCUCAUUCCUCUUGUCAUUCUAAUAAGAAACUGAAACAACUUUCCCUCCUUCAGCUGUUUUCUAAACUCAAGGUAUUAGAAAACCGCAUACAGCAACUUUUAGGAAGUAUACGUUCUGAGUUCACUGAUUCAACUGUGCCUACUGUCUGCAACUCCAGAAAAUCCCCAAGCGAAAGUAAAACAGUGAGGUUUAGUAGUAAACUUGACAGUGCCCAAGCUCUAGGUUUAGCUAAAGAACCUCCACAGUUUUGUCAGGACCAGACAUUGUCCUACCAACCUGUGCCACCAAGCUUGGUAGGUGUGACAGAGGUUCAGGAACAAGAAAACCUCCCAAGCUCUAUACCAAAACAAACACCUCCUUCUUUUCAGUGUAGGGUCCGUAGAAAAGUCCUUCGCAACACUGAUAUAGGGAUACAGACAUCCCUUCCAUACAUAAAUGAACCAGGUCAACCUGAGCUGAAUUGGAAAUAUAUUACUGGUUGUGAUGUCCAAAAAUGCCAAAUAGCCUUUGACCAACCCAUUGACAACUUGUCCAAGGGCACCCUGCCCAUUAAAGCUAUCCAGUCAGUCUUCAUCCUUCCUGAGCAUUAUCAAAUAGUCUACCAUCAUGAGGACCCACAGCAGGAAGAGAAGGUAAUUAACAUGGGAGAACAACAAGAAAAACAUGUCAGAUUCCUCCCAUCUGAGGAACAGCCACAGCUUCAGGGAGCUUUCCAAACAAACAGCGGUGGUUAUUGCAAGAACCUGCCUGAACUCAACCAGCCUGCCCAGCCCUCCAUCCACAAUCCCGAAAAAUACAAGUGGAGCAAGAUGGUGGGGUCCGAACUCACAGGGAUGCUCUUAAACAAGGCCAAAACAAAGUUUGGCACACCUAACACCAUCAAGAAGGUCCUCAGUGUUAGUGUCGAAGACCUGACUCAGGCUUCAAGCAACACCCCUGGGAAGGGUCUGGAACUUGAAAACCUUCCCAUGAAGAGAGACAUGCUGUCCACUAAGAACACAACUGAAGACCUUUCCUUCCUUGAUCCAAAGACUCAAAUGAAGCUGGAAUUGAACAGCAUGCAGUUUCCCGAGAAACACAGAAUAUUGCCCAGUGUUUCUAAGGCGGAAUAUUAUUCAAAGGCUGCCAGGAUCCUGGAAAAAUUACAUCACCAGGAUCCAGGAGGGACAAGGAUAGAAACUGUGCAUUCUGCCAGACUGCGACACUCUUUUCCAGAGGUUCAGGAGAUCCAAAGAACCCCUUCACCUGCUGCCAGCCAUGGGCCCUCAAAGUCCCAUUCAGAUCAAGGGGAGAGAUAUUUUAAUGUUCAGCCAAAUGCUUUCUGGUCCCAGGAAAAACCCCAGCAGUGCAGGAGUAUUGUAGGAACUGGGAGAGGCAUCCUGAAAGGAAGUACCAGCCCCAAAAUGUCGAAACAUGCACCAUGGAAGAUGUCUGAGCAUGUGGUUUCAGGACAUCUCAGCUGGAAUGCAACAAGACCAGGCCCAGAAUACUGUGCCCCCUCUUCACAGGCCAAGGAAACCUACACAUUGAAAGUAAAAGAAAAGACACACGAAGAGAGGCCAGGGAUUUUGAAACGUGGAGGCAUAAACUCUUUGAAAGAAGAAAGUCCCCUACCAGUUACUGAACAGACAGGCAAGGUAGUAGAUGGAGUAAACCUUGUCUAUGGUAGUACAUUUGAAUUACAAGCCCUCAUUAAUGCUCUGGCUCAGAACCUGGAGAAAAGUGUAGACAACCCAUCAAAACUCAUCAUAGUUCCUGUGACCCAGGUACAAGAGGAUAAGACAGAAUCAGUGGAGGCAUUCCAGCUAGUUGGCUCUUCUCACUACUCUGAGGUCCUCCAUGAACCAAACCAUAGCACACUAGGAAGUGGAAUGAGCAGUAGCCACAGGAGUCCUGAGGAGCACAGUCAACAUUUCAAGUACAACAGAACUGAACAUAAGCUGCACUCAGGCAUCAAUGCCCAGAGAGCCUCGGAACAAGAUCAGAUCAAAGUGAAGGGAGGAUUAGGCUUUUUCCAGCUCCCCACUCCCAUGGGGAAUGACUAUCCUUGUAGUUACAGAGGAGAUGGUAACAAGCAGCAGUCCGGUCUUUCUGACCAGAAAUCCAGUGACCCAGGUCAAAGUGGAAUAAAAAUUGGAAUGGGAGACUCUCCACAUGGAAGCCCCAAGUGGCACAAGCACUCAUUCAGAUACACAGGAAUUAUAGACAAACAGGAGUCAGUUGUUGACCAUAAAGUUUUUGAUCCACAUCAAAAUACAAAGAAAGGAGUGGGCCGUGGUCCACUAAUGAUUCCCAAAGAUAACCAUCCAGUCAAGUACAGGGGAACUGGAGUCCAGGAGCAGUUUGCUCUUGUUGCCCAGGGAGCCUAUGACCGGAGGUAGACCUACCAGCAAAAGCCAAAGAACAAGUACCUCAGGCCAAACGGAAGAUGUCCCAUCUCCACAGUCAUUGUUUUCCCUUAUUGUUUCUUGGUAAUAAAUGCUGGCAUUUUUCCUGAAAAUAAAAAUGAAAAAUUGCA
Messenger RNA from Mus musculus (house mouse), 2882 nucleotides. It is a transcript of the gene Spata31e5, whose product is annotated as spermatogenesis associated 31 subfamily E member 5. The transcript is spliced from 2 exons. The coding region runs from base 55 to 2745 and encodes 896 amino acids. NCBI's taxonomy places the organism in Eukaryota, Metazoa, Chordata, Mammalia, Rodentia, Muridae. The record is from RefSeq and is marked predicted.